Molecule: messenger RNA, 575 nt
Organism: Sodiomyces alkalinus F11
Lineage: Eukaryota; Fungi; Ascomycota; Sordariomycetes; Glomerellales; Plectosphaerellaceae
Exons: 4
Coding region: 276-575 (99 amino acids)
Source: RefSeq, a predicted model, not a curated record
GGCGAUCACGGUUCCAGUUGUCGAUUAGGGCGUUGUGAGAGUGGGCACCGCCGAGGAGCAGUCCCGGGUCGAGAUGAUGUGCGAGGUGUUUACUUGCUAUUGGGGAGGUUAGAAAACUGAGUGAAGACACUACCAGGGGAAAACUGAGACGGGGGUGAAAACUCACGAGCGGGCGCGCAUCUUUCUUCUCUUACGCUUGAGGCGACGAACGCGCUUCUUUCUCCACUUGGCUCUCAUCUUGAACGACUGGGAGUUGAGGUUAGCUGGACUCGUUCAUGUAUGACGUCGCGAAGCAAAGGGAACUGAGACGCCAGUCAUCAAGGCAACGGGAGUUCGUAGCGGAGCAAUUGAGCUCGCGCAAAGCUCAACCGUCCACCAUGAUCCCCAGGUUGCCUUUAGGUGUUGGUGAUGAUGCUUGUGAAAUUGCUAAUACUGUGAUCAUAUUCCCCCGCAGUGACCUCAUGGCAAGCUCACGAUGGAAAGUACUUUGUAUCAUCACAACAACUGCUGUUCUGCUGUCCCGACACUGGAAGGAGGCAUCGAAGGUGCUUUCCCUGUCCAUGAAGGCUUUCUAA